AAAUAUGAGCCAGUAUUGCUUUAUUUAAGUAACUGCACGCCUCGCUCUUUAAUAUUAGCUCAGGAGUCUUUUAAAUAUCAUCACAAAAUGCUCCACAAAACAACUAAAGGACUCGCGAUUCUUGCCUUAACUCUUGUGGUUGCAGGCGACAAGUAUCUUGCUCAGAAACCUGAUUUUCUGAAACCUUGUAAAUUAACUGAAUCUGGAUUUGAUCAAUGCCUGGCCAAAGGUUAUCAGAUUAUAUUUUCGGAAUACAAAAAUGGUAUACCAGGUCUCAAAGGUCUCGGCUCUAUUGAUCCCCUUCACGUAAAACGUAUCACCAUAAAUGAAAAAGGCAACAAUGCGAUAUCAUUGAAUAUUGUCCUUUCAAACGUCCUUUUGGAAGGUUUGCGAAAUACCCAAGUUAACGAGGCAAAUUUUGAUAAAUCGAAAUAUAUGACCAAGGCGAAGUACUCACUUCCGGAUACAACAUUGAAAUUUGAUUACGAAGUGGAAGGACGCAUUCUAUCAUUACCAAUGAAUGGAAAAGGCAAAGGAGAAAUGAAAAUUCAAAAUCUCAAAAUUGAUGUUGACCUUAAAUUCAAACUUCGAGAGGAAGAUGGUUUUAAAUUUACUGAUGUGGAAAACGCUCGUGUCCUUAUUAACGAUGUUGGUGGUUUUCACUUUAACUUGGAAAAUCUUUUCAAUGGACAAAAAGAUUUGGAGAACUCAGCCAAUGAAUUACUAAAAACAAGUUGGAUGGAAAUAUUUCAGACGUUGCGUCCCUCGAUCAGAACAACAAUUCAGACUAUCUUAGAAGAUCGUUUCAAGAAAGUAUUUGGUCAUAUACCAGGAACGUAUUUCAUCGAAGAUUUAUGAGGAGGUAUUUUUUGUAAACAACAUUUGAUAUCAUGAAAUAAAAACAAAUAUUUAUGUAAAAAUGUUUACCCUGA
Musca domestica (house fly) is the source of this 932-nucleotide messenger RNA. Its product is annotated as protein takeout. The transcript has 5 exons. NCBI's taxonomy places the organism in Eukaryota, Metazoa, Arthropoda, Insecta, Diptera, Muscidae. The record is from RefSeq and is a predicted model, not a curated record. Bases 88 to 858 code for a protein of 256 amino acids.